AUGGCGUCGCCUUCUCAAUCCACAGUAUCCAAUUCAAGCUCGACUCCAACGAGCGCCAGUACAAGUACUGUCACCCCGGCUAGCUACGCGGCCUCUACCACACCAACGACCGCAACGACUGCUCGACGUCCUUAUCCACUCUCUGCUUCGCAGCUUGAAGUGGAGGAGAAAGCCAUCAAAGUGACCGGAGUGACCGGCAGCCAGCUUGGGACUGGCGUUGGUACCACGGCAACUCCAGACGGGGAGCCGGAGGGCAAACGAAGUCGCAUUCCGGUUACGCCUGCUGUAUUGCGCGCCAUCUUCGCUUCAUCACGAUCACCAGGCGAAGAGCGAAGCAUGUCGCGCGUCGCGUUCUUCAGAUUCUCAGGUUUUCUGCUAAGCUGUCUGGUUAUCAGCCUAGUUGCCAACCGUGGGCGUAGCAUCCGAGGUGGCGCAGCUUUAUUGGGCGUUGGGAUAUGA
Molecule: messenger RNA, 459 nt
Organism: Peniophora sp. CBMAI 1063
Lineage: Eukaryota; Fungi; Basidiomycota; Agaricomycetes; Russulales; Peniophoraceae
Source: the annotation of a GenBank genome assembly